AACGCAUUGUUCAUUUCUUUGCUCUUUUUCUUGAUUUGGUCUUCUUCUUCUUCAUCGAUCACCACCACAGCUAUGGCUGAUUUAUCUAUGCCAAAAUCAGAUUCAGCUGUUCACAUAAUCUACACCGAGAGGCCUCAGAACGAGGACCCCGAAACCUACCACAUCCGCACCCUUGCUUCCGUCCUCGGCAGCGAGGACGCAGCGAAAGAGGCACUGUUGUACAGUUACAAGCACGCUGCAAGUGGGUUCUCUGCCAAACUCACUCCCGAGCAGGUCUCCGAAAUGUCAAAGCAACCUGGUGUUCUACAGGUGGUUCCAAGCAAGACUUAUCACCUGCAUUCAGGACCUGGGAGGCUGAAUGUGUAAAUCUCUCUAUUAUGAAAAAGUCUUAUUUAUGUAUCUAAUACCCAAAGUAUCUUUCACUACCUUGAACCACUACAGCACUAUCUUGUACAAAACCAACCAACUAGAUCUUUUGUGAUCAUACUCCAACUUUAAUAAGCUGUUGGAUCUAAAUAAAUAUAUGCAGAUACUUUUGUGUGUAUCUGUUUUUGUAUGUA
This is a messenger RNA of Camellia sinensis, 560 nucleotides long. NCBI's taxonomy places the organism in Eukaryota, Viridiplantae, Streptophyta, Magnoliopsida, Ericales, Theaceae. The record is from RefSeq and is a predicted model, not a curated record.